Molecule: messenger RNA, 222 nt
Organism: Suillus clintonianus
Lineage: Eukaryota; Fungi; Basidiomycota; Agaricomycetes; Boletales; Suillaceae
Exons: 1
Source: RefSeq, a predicted model, not a curated record
CUGGUGCCUCGUGUCGUUGGAAUGUCGAUUCCACGUUCGUCGGAUAUGAAAGCUUGGUCUAUUUUCGCACUGGCUCAUUUCAAGCCCUUCAGCGUAUCACAUCGACUCCUCGGUGGACAUGAGAGCGUCGUAGAAGCAUUCCAGGCAUAUGACUUCUCCCCACGGAGCCGAAAGGUGAUGCUGAAUUGGGAAUCAGUUCAUGAGUGCGAAGAUGAACGAGAC